Adelges cooleyi (spruce gall adelgid) is the source of this 890-nucleotide messenger RNA. RefSeq names its product ras-related protein Rab-28-like. The transcript has 5 exons. Gene Ontology annotation, molecular function: GTP binding; GTPase activity. Lineage: Eukaryota; Metazoa; Arthropoda; Insecta; Hemiptera; Adelgidae. The record is from RefSeq and is a predicted model, not a curated record. The coding region runs from base 107 to 784 and encodes 225 amino acids.
CCUAAUAAUGGUAUUGAAAUAGAAACUAUGGAAACCAACCGCAUUUAAGGACAAAACAAACCUCAGUAAAAAUAUUUUUGUUUUGUCAUUAUAACAUUUUAUUAAAAUGACCGAAACAAAUAAUCAUAAUUCAGCGAUUGAAGAAGUAAUAAAAAUUGUUAUUUUGGGUGAGCCUAAUUCAGGAAAGAGUUGCAUCGUCUCUAGGUACUGUCACGAUGAUUUUACAAGGCAAUACAUUCCAACAAUUGGUAUCGAAUUUUACUUAAAGCGAACUCAAAUUCAAGGCCGUAACGUUCGAAUUAAUAUUUGGGAUACAAGCGGUUCUUCUAAUGAACUAUUGGACAAAUACUUGUUCAAUGCAAAUGCAAUAGUACUGGUAUUUGAUACAACUGAUAGUGGUUCGUUUUCAGCAUUAUCAUCGUGGCACGACCGAACGGCCAAAGCUCACUACGAAAACCAACCGAAAAUGGUGUUAAUCGCAAACAAGUGUGACUUAGAACACAAGCGAACCGUCGCUGAAGAAAAGCAAAUAUUAUUUUCGAAAGAGUUCAAAGUAGGGAUUACACAAUCGGUAUCGGCUCGUACUGGAGAAAAUAUCACAAACACUUGGCAGCAAAUUGCGGCUGAAUGUCUUGGACUCAAAUUAACGAAAUUUGAUUUGGAGCAAAAUUUAGUGAAGCCUGUUCGAGCCGAAAUCGAAACGACGACCAAUCAAUAUCGAACUAUGAUGUCAAAUAACAAACAAGAAAGCAGUACGUUAUCCACUGUUUGCCUUAUUCAAUGAAUGACAAUUUUAAUUACAUUAUUUCUUAAUUCUUAGUUGAAUAUAUUUCACAAAGUAAUUAAUAUGUAUGUAGAUCAGUAAAUAUCGUUCAUUGUAAACAUAUAAA